Molecule: messenger RNA, 1797 nt
Organism: Oncorhynchus mykiss (rainbow trout)
Lineage: Eukaryota; Metazoa; Chordata; Actinopteri; Salmoniformes; Salmonidae
Product: suppressor of cytokine signaling 2
Biological process (GO): phosphatidylinositol phosphate biosynthetic process
Cellular component (GO): phosphatidylinositol 3-kinase complex
Molecular function (GO): 1-phosphatidylinositol-3-kinase regulator activity
Source: RefSeq, a predicted model, not a curated record
CCCUUUUCCGUUCGCUCCACUGUGUCUGUGGGUGACUUCAUUGUCUUUGCCAUGGAUUGCUGGAACGGAGCCAGACCAAAUCACACACACGUGACCGGUCUUUCUGGGAAUGUUCCUGGAAAGACGUGCGCUCGAUCAACAAUUAAAACUAGAGAAGGAAACAUUGUAAAAUGUUUUUAAAAAACAACUAAUCGCCCAGACCGAUAGAGCGUCAAAUCGUGCAUUUAGACGGCAGGCAGCUCGUGGGGAACAUUGUGGAUGAUUUGUUGAUUAUAUUCCUGAAAUGUUCUGAUUAUCCAGCUGGAAACAAAACAAGUGCUCCAGAACAGAUCUUUCCAUCGUUGUGUCCGCUCAAGGCUUCAAUCAUGAAUUUCGGAGGACAUGACCUGUUUAACCAGUGCAGUGCGUGUCUGAAAUAGCAGACAGUGACUCCUACCAGACCUUGGGUCAACAAACAAAUUGAGAACCAUUUGGACGCUCAAAUCCUCAAGUGUUCCACUGCUGUCAUGCACAAUGAUUAUACCGAUCAGUGCCCCUGACAAAUCCCUCAACGCAAUCCGGCUAAAGGACUGCAAGCUGGAGUCAUGUCAAAGUGCGUCAAGACUAAGAGAGGAUGUCGCACUGUUGCAAAGAGCCAUGUCUCAUCUUCGGGAGUCAGUGUUCUUCAGGCUGGUACUGGGGCCCCCUGACAGCUACUCAGGCUAAACAAGUUCUGAAUAAAGCUCCAGAGGGUAUUUUCCUGUUGCGGGACAUCUCCUACCAGGGCUACCUCCUCACCCUGUCUGUGAAGACCAGCCUUGGCCCCACACACCUCCACAUAGAGCAUGGCACUGGCAUGUUUGGCUUCGACUCUGUGAUUGUGGCAUGGCCACGAAUGCGGAGGGUUGAGGGGGCUGUAGAUCUGGUGCAGCACUAUGCCUUGACUUAUAAGCUUCUGGUCAGUUAAAAGGAGAGACUCAGGGCUCAAAAGGAAACAGGAGGAGCAACCCAUCCGCCCCCAGUAGAGAGAACUCUGCAGCUCAAGCUCAUCUGCCCCCUCCAUAAAGUUUUCCCUAGUCUCCAGCACUUUUGCCGCGUCACUAUUAACCAGCAUUCUCGCUGUCACCAGGACUUACCCUUGCCAGGGUGGCUACAUGACCUCUUGCUGGAAUACCCUUUUGUGCUGUAGGAAAUGCUCAUCUGAUGUUUUGAUAUUCCUGAAUUAGACUUUAAUUGGACAUCAAUGAUCAAUGUCCUAAUGUUGUGUUGAAAAUUGGCUCUCAGCUGUAUACAUGCUGGUUCCUAGAUGAUCAUUUAGCAAAUCCCUACGUGUAUUUUUACAUUUAUACUUGAGUCCUCUAUCAGAUGCUUUUAUCCAGAGCGACUUACAGGAGCAAUUAGGGUUAAGUGCCCUGUUCUAGGGAUCAUUGACAGAUUUUUCACCUAGUCGGCUCUGGGAUUUGAACUAGCAGCCUUUUGGUUACUGGCCCAACGCUGUUAACUGCUAUGUAUCAGAGGCAAAAUUCACCUACCUAUCACCAUCUUAGGUUAGUUAAACUAAAUUAACAAUUGAGAGUACUGAAAUGGAAUGCUGAAAUAAAUAACAGUUAGAAGAACAUGACAAAGGGGAAUAGAUAAAAGCUUUGUUAUUGUUCUAUAAACAGUAUUAAAGAACGAUUAUUGUAUAAUGGACCACAUUAAUUAAAAACACUAUACAGUAUUCAACCAAUUCACCUGAUGUACCAUGGCUUUUAUUAUGGGGGAUUUUGUUAUGCUGAUGUGAAAAGGGCUUUAUAAAUAAAUUGGAUUGAAUUUGAU